GUUUCUACGGGCUGGUAACGUGGUUACAUCGAGCGGUGUGGCUUUGCGCAUCGGUUUCAGUGCGCACACUGGGCGCCGUGGAUGCGCGUCCACGGAGAACAACUUAGACCGACUUCAUCUGUAAACCUUCCGCUUUCCUUAACGGCUUAUAGAUGAAAACUACCCUGGAGGAAACUCUUCGUAGGACAAGGAGCCCGUCAGUCUGCGGCGCACGGCGCAACACCGGCGACCAUGUCGGACAACUUCACGGAUUUUAACAACGACACCCUGCCGGCGGCCGCCGUCACACAUUUAAACUUCCCAGCUCUCAUUUUCGGGAUUUUCUUGAUCAUCGUCGUCACCUGUGGAAAUGUGCUCGUGUGUAUUAGCGUUUACUUGGAGAAAGCUUUAAAAACCACUACAAACUACUUUAUAGUGAGUCUGGCGUUUGCAGACCUGCUGCUGGCGGUGCUGGUUCUCCCUCUCUUCGUUUACGCAGAGUUUCAGGGUGGAGUCUGGUCCUUGAACAUGCUGAUGUGUGAUGGCCUGAUGACCAUGGAUGUGAUGCUGUGCACCGCAUCAAUAUUUAACCUCUGUGCCAUCAGUGUGGACAGGUUUAUUGCCGUAUCCAUUCCACUAAACUACAACCGCAAACAUGUGGACCAUCGUCAGCUCAUCCUGCUAUCCGCCACCUGGCUGCUGGCCUUAGCAGUGGCCUCGCCUGUCAUAUUUGGCAUCAACAACGUACCUAACCGUGAUCCCACAGAGUGUAAAUUGGAGGACAAUAACUAUGUGGUCUAUUCCUCAGUCUGCUCCUUCUUCAUUCCUUGCCCCAUCAUGGUCCUGCUCUACUUUGGGGUUUUCCGCGGGCUGCGUCGCUGGGAGGAGACCCGUAAGGCCAAACUACGAAGCAGCAUCGAGGCCUGCAGGAAGCUGCAGCACGCUGCUAUCACCACAACCCUCGCCCCAGUGCCGGGCACCAUCCCUGGACCUCUGCCCAUGCCUCUGCCCAGGAUUAUCGAGCGAGAUCUAGCCCAAUCUCGCAUGGAUGAUUCUGGUGACUACAUACAACAGGAGAUUCCUUAUCCACGGCAGUACAGAGAGAACUCGGUGCCUACGCUGACCUUCAGCCAGCAGCAAAUGAAGAAGAGAGCCAAGCUCAACAGCAGGGAGAGGAAAGCUAUGAAGGUCCUACCUGUCGUAGUAGGUUGCUUCUUGUUCUGUUGGACUCCAUUCUUCGUGGUCCAUACGAUGCGAGCCGUGUGUCUGACAUGCAGCAUCCAUCCUGGUCUAAUGAGCACUGUCACCUGGUUGGGCUACGUCAACAGUGCUCUCAACCCCAUCAUUUACACCAUGUUCAACACAGAGUUCAAGAAAUUCUUCAAGAAAUGCUUCCGCAGUUGCUGCUGACAACAGAUUUCCCACCACAGACUCUGCAGUGAGCUGAAGGCGGAAUGAGGAGACUGGGAAUGGGUCAGAGGUUUUCAGUUUAACCACUUAUGGCUGAUAGUGUCUUACUGACAAUGUAUUGUUUAAGAUUGUUUCUAAGUUGCAAAUACUGAUCUUAUAGAUUCCAUAUCUGGGUCUGUUUUCUCCACUGAUGAUGUGAUCCCCAUGGAUUACUGCCUAGAAAAAACUAACAGUGCAUUUGUGGAAAGCUACAGAAAAAAGAUGAACACAUCCUCCCUUACUGAAAACAGAGAUUUCACUUUGUCUACACGGCGGUUUUUUGGAAUAUGCUGUCCAUCAGCCUUGGCUGGCUGGGGUUACUGUAAGCCAGUUCCACUGAAGGACAUGAGGAUUUGUAUAGAGCCUGAGGAGCAUUACUGCCUGAAAGGAUAAUCUCAGGGCAAAACAUCUCCAAGGAUACGGAAAGACUGAGUAAGCUUCAACAGAGCAGAAUGACAAGCAGCUAAAAGCAGCUUCAAGAGCAAAAAAUUGAUCUAAAAUCAUCCACUCAUGCCCACUGUUAUGAAUAAGCAUAAAGCAACAGUUUGGCAUGAUGUGUUUCUUGCCGGCAGAUAAAGAAGAUAAACACCAGUCUCAUGUUUGUGUGGUAAAUACGAAGCUACAGCCAGCAGCUGCCUAGCUUAACUUAGCUCAGAGUAGUUUAGCUUAGCAUAAAUGGCCUGUAUUUAUAUAGGGCUUUAAUAGUCCCUAAGGACCCCAAGGCGC
This is a messenger RNA of Oreochromis aureus, 2154 nucleotides long. RefSeq names its product dopamine receptor D4b (gene drd4b). The record is from RefSeq and is a predicted model, not a curated record. Bases 232 to 1389 code for a protein of 385 amino acids. Gene Ontology annotation, cellular component: plasma membrane. Gene Ontology annotation, biological process: adenylate cyclase-inhibiting dopamine receptor signaling pathway; adenylate cyclase-activating adrenergic receptor signaling pathway. NCBI's taxonomy places the organism in Eukaryota, Metazoa, Chordata, Actinopteri, Cichliformes, Cichlidae. The transcript has 4 exons. Gene Ontology annotation, molecular function: dopamine neurotransmitter receptor activity, coupled via Gi/Go; G protein-coupled receptor activity.